Messenger RNA from Solanum pennellii, 830 nucleotides. RefSeq names its product heavy metal-associated isoprenylated plant protein 39-like. The transcript has 3 exons. NCBI's taxonomy places the organism in Eukaryota, Viridiplantae, Streptophyta, Magnoliopsida, Solanales, Solanaceae. The record is from RefSeq and is a predicted model, not a curated record. The coding region runs from base 154 to 591 and encodes 145 amino acids. Gene Ontology annotation, molecular function: metal ion binding.
UUUUAUUUCCACUCGUCACUAAAAACCAUAUAUUAUAAAAAUUGUACAAAUUUCUGUCUCUUUCUCAUCCUCUACUACUUUGCCAUUAUAUUUUCCACUUUUUGCUAGUUGUUGUUUCUUCUUAUUCCAUUCACUCUUAUUGUACAAAAAAAAAUGAAGAAAUUUAUCCUGAAAUUGGAUUUGGGAGAUGACAGAGAAAAAAGGAAGGCCUUGAAGAUAGUGGCUGCUCUUCCAGGAAUAGAUGAAAUUACGAUAGAUAUGAAAGGUAAGACGUUAAUGAUAAUAGGGACGGUUGAUCCGGUGAGUGUAGUGAGCAAAUUGCGCAAGUUUUGGGCAGUAGAAAUGAUGUUAGUGGGACCAAAAGAGGAACCAAAGAAAGAAGAAGAAACAAAGAAAGAAGAGCCUAAAAAAGGAGGAGAAAAAGAUGACAAGAAAGAAGAAACAAAAAAGGAAGAAGAAGAGAAGAAGCCAAUGGUACCAAUAGGUAUGGUAAUGCCAUAUAGACCUUAUUAUCAUCCUCCUCCUAUGCACACAUAUUACCAAGUCCAUCAUAGCAUUGAAGAGAAUCCUAAUGCAUGUGUCAUUUGCUAAAACAAAAAUUACGAAUCGAAGCGAUAAAGAGCUGAAUAUUGUUACUUGGAAUAUUUUACUGUGUUACUAUAUAUGUUAUGUAUGUAUGUUUAGUGUACAACAUUCUAGUUGGUCUUGGUUAAUCCUAUUUUAUAAUAUAUGAAUCCAAGACUAACUUUCAAGAUUAUAUAUAAUGUAGAGGAGAUUUUGUGAAUAGACAAUAUGAUUUGUAUCUUCAAAUUCAAGUAUAUUUUAUUGUG